CCUUGUGCAGCCAGUAGGGGGAAUCGACUACUCGCACUGGCGCCAACCUCUCUGGUCUUCACUCCUCUUCCCCGUGUUCUCUCAGGUUGUGGAAACGCUGCAGCCCGCUGGUCUGUGUCUGGAUCCCUCACUCGCACAGAGCUGCUCAAGACCCUCCCACCGGCUGGGCUGGGAAAGGAGGAGGCAGUGUGUGCUCUGUUAGUAGCUUCGAACGAGCCCCCUUUACCACCCUGUCAGUGUGGAGGAGAAGGAGAGAGAGAGGCUUGGAUACUGAGUGACAGAGGAAGCACACGCGAGAGAGUCAGGCUGCUUAGAUGAGCGAGAGAGCCGAGGAAGAAUAAGGAGCACGUUUUAUAGAAGCAGAUAACAGGAUCACAGACGAGGGACUUCAGGACACAAUCGCUGUCUUUUUUUGUAAUCACUUGUCUGCUAACUGGAACUGCGUGGAUUGGUUAACCAACCAGUGGAUUUUUGAAUAUUUGCCUGUGCCACAUCAUUUAAAAACUGGGAUCUUUCUCUUAUCUGUGCUCCUGCUGGCUUCUCUGCUACAGACUGUGAUUGCUUUCUGUGUCUGUGUCAAGCUCUGUUGUUGUGAGACAAAGUGCAUCUGUUGGCAACUGGCACUGACGAUAUCUUCUUCUGUCAAGCAGGACAGGCAUCGUCAAAUCAAAGGAGAGAGAAAGUGUAUGUGGGGUUGAGCGUGUGUGUGUAAGAGGUGGGAAAGACAGAAAGCGAGGGGCAGUGAGAGAGUGCGAUUAAAACCAAGCCAAAGGACUGGAGUGAACAGCUUGAAUAGAGAAGUGAGCCUAUACGUCCUAACCCGUUUUUCCUUACCAUUCCUUUCCUCCUCCUCUCCUCCUCUUCCUCUCCCAUUCUCAACAUUCUUAGGACUGCCAGAGCUACUGCCACCUGCACCUCCUUGCGUCUCCUCUUUCCUCUUCCUUUUCUACCUCACCCUAACUAUCCAAUCGCAAACUCGCCGCUCUCCGUUCUGGCACUUUAGAAAAUAUUUCUAGUCCAUCAGUAAGUGAGCACCUGCCUGAUACCAAGUGUCUGGAACAGCGAGGCAAAAGUCAUCAGGAGCUCCCUCAUCAGAGGCGGACCUUCUCGGAAGCCCAGUCCGACACACAGAUCUUGCCUUCUCCCCAGAGGACCGGCUUGCAACACACUGGUGCAGACAGCAAAGCCUGGAAUUGCACAGCCCCACCGUCGCCUCCACCACAUUUCUAGCUACUUGGCAGCUCCCGCCCCCGUGUCACCAUUCCCUGCCUCAGUGCUAAGGAUUCCAGCUACAUGGGCAAGCGAUUGGAGCAGCAGCCAAUGUACCCUCAGUACACCUACUACUACCCCCACUAUCUCCAAACCAAGCAGCCCUAUGCUCCACCCCCUCAUCCCAUGGCUCCUCCCAGCCCCAGCACCAACAGCUGCAGCCAGGGAGGGGCGGAGCAGCUCAGUAAGACCAACCUGUAUAUUCGCGGUCUGCCACCUGGAACCACCGACCAGGACCUUAUCAAGCUCUGCCAACCGUAUGGAAAAAUAGUGUCAACCAAGGCCAUUCUCGAUAAGAACACUAACCAGUGCAAAGGUUAUGGCUUUGUGGAUUUUGACAGUCCAGCUGCAGCUCAGAAGGCCGUGUCAUCUCUCAAAGCCACUGGGGUGCAAGCCCAAAUGGCCAAGCAACAAGAGCAGGAUCCCACAAACCUGUACAUCUCCAACCUGCCAGUGUCGAUGGAUGAACAGGAGCUGGAGAACAUGCUGAAGCCCCUGGGUCAUGUCAUCUCUACAAGGAUACUUAGAGAUGCCAAUGGGGUCAGCAGAGGGGUCGGCUUCGCCAGGAUGGAGUCAACAGAGAAGUGUGAAGUUGUGAUACAGCAUUUCAAUGGAAAAUACCUGAAAACCCCACCAGGAAUCCCAGCCCCCACGGAGCCUUUGCUGUGCAAAUUUGCAGACGGAGGGCAGAAGAAACGUCAAAGCCAGAGCAAGUAUCCUCAGAAUGGGAGACCGUGGCACAGAGAAGGGGAGACUGGCAUGGCGUUAACGUACGAUCCUGCUGCAAUGCAGAAUGGUUUCUACUCCUCGCCUUACAGCAUCGCCACCAACCGCAUGAUCGCACAGACCUCCAUCACGCCCUUCAUCGCUGCUUCCCCUGUUUCCACAUAUCAGGUCCAGAGUACGUCAUGGAUGCCUCAUCAACAAUAUGUUAUGCAACCGACAGGUGCAGUGAUCACACCAGCCAUGGACCACACUAUGUCCAUGCAGCCUGCCAGCAUGAUGGGCCCUCUAACCCAGCAGAUGAACCAUCUGUCACUGGGCACUACAGGAAGUUACAUGACUGCUGCAGCUGCCGCCGCUGCACCUAUGCAAGGGACCUACAUUCCCCAGUACACUCCUGUGCCUCCAACAGCCGUCCCUGUCGAAGGAGUGGUGACAGAUGCCUCACCCCAGACGGUGGCUCCUUCAUCACAGGAGGUGGCUGGCCAGCAGCAACAGAUCCAGGUGGACAGUGCCGAUCACGUUCCUGCUUACUCAUACCAGUCCAACAACGGCCUGAGCGAAUGUUCCUGUGACAGCGUUGCCUUGAGACAGAGGGUGGCUGCACUGUGAAUGUGAGGAAAAGAAAGAGAUUACUUCCAGAUUGCCCAGGCACCAAAAAAGAGACACUUUUUUUCAUUUCCUACCUGGCCUACAAGAAAAAAAAAAAAAAUCAAGACUGAGGCAAAGAGUGCUGAGGAAAAGAGGGGAUGUGGGGGAAAUUACUGGGCACAGUGCAAAGAAGUAAAUUGUUUUAGUCUGGGAAUGAAACCCGCCUAAAGGGCUGGGCUGAAGCUUGAAAAGCUUCUCAAAGAAAAUUCUCAACUAAUAAAAAAAAAAAAUAGAAAAGGCAAAAAAUAAAAUAAAAAGAGAAAACAAAAAAAAUGGUUGAAUGCGCUGGUAGGUGAUGAAGUUUAUUUUGUAAUUAGAAAGGGGGAGGCAAAGUUUGAGAUACACACAGAGAUUGUCUUCCUCAGAUAUUAAGCUACGGUUUCUUUUCAGUCUUUUUUUUAUGUUCUAGUGUUAAAGCUUAGUUUUCUAGAUGUAUUUGAAAAAAAGGGUUUUUUUCUUCUUUCUUGAAUCUUCAUGGCCUUAAUUUGGAGGGCGCCAGAAACUUUUUACAGAGUGGAAGUCUGACGUCUAGUUGGGAGGGUUUAAAAACAAAAAAAACAAACAAAAAAAAAAGAAAACAGUCUCUUGGACCUCUAUGGGGAGGGGUUCAAAAUGCUGAAUGAGUUGCUCUAAAGAGAAAAAAAAAAGAAUCUAUCACAUAAGCUGUACAGAUUUAAUAGAGAAAAGCUUUUUGUUUCAUUUCUUCGUUAGAAGAAAACUUUGAUAAUUAUUAUGUCAGAGGUAACUACGUGUCAGAAGUAAACAAAAUGUCUGUUGUUGGGAUGGGGUGGGAGGGUGACGCAUCGAAGAGAUUUUACACAAUGGGAAAAAGUAGAAAACAUAAGACACGCUGCGCUGUGGGUGCAGCCUGUUGCAAAUGCUGAACUUGUUUUUUUAUUCUCAUUAUCAUUUUACAUGCCGCUCUCAAUGACAUUAGUGCUUUUUAUCGGCCACAUUUUACCUUUUUUAUGAGCUUUAAGAUGUUUCUAGACUGCUUUGCUUGUCACACUG
Molecule: messenger RNA, 3654 nt
Organism: Xiphophorus maculatus (southern platyfish)
Lineage: Eukaryota; Metazoa; Chordata; Actinopteri; Cyprinodontiformes; Poeciliidae
Gene: rbms3
Product: RNA-binding motif, single-stranded-interacting protein 3
Exons: 14
Coding region: 1294-2604 (436 amino acids)
Cellular component (GO): cytosol; ribonucleoprotein complex; nucleus
Molecular function (GO): poly(U) RNA binding; poly(A) binding; mRNA 3'-UTR binding
Source: RefSeq, a predicted model, not a curated record